AUGGCUGCCCGACGGCUAAAGAGCGUAGCUGAUGAAAAACUACCAAGACACGUUCUUACAAGAGUCUAUGGGGAAGAAGAAUCGAAAAGCUCAAAGAGACGGAUUACACAGACGCUACUAUUGAGACACAGCAGACCCGCGUCCAAUCUGGACGGUGACGACAGCACUGACCUUUCUGACAUUGAAAUCAAGGAAAAGGUUGAUACCGUUGCUUCGAAAUGGGGUCAGUUCAAAGCCACGAUGAGCUCCGCAUUCGCAAGGAACGCCGUCGAAAUCGAGAGUGGUUCUCGCCAGGUUGAAGAUCUGGACGGCUUCUUGUGUGUCGAUGAGCAGAUGCCGUCUUGUUCAUCGGGAAUAGAUCCGCAGUCCUGUUCUAGAAUUCGGCCAGUAGACGUGCGCUACUGUGUGAGACGAAGACAGCGUUAUGCUUAUCAAUUCCGAUCUGAGAACGAUUCGCAGAAAUAUCCGGCUUUUGCUACAUGCAAUCCUGUCAGUCUGAACUUGGAUCAAGUAAGCUGUCAUCCAUGCCGUUAUAUAGAGGCAUAUGCAAGGAUUAUAUCAAUGGCACCACCGUUUUCAAUCCGAUCUCGAAUAGAUCUCCCCAUCUGGCUAAACAGAGAUUCUAUUUCUGAAGAACGGCGAAGGUGUGCUCCUGUGCAGUUUGACGAUGCUGAUGACACCGAACGUCCGCAACAAAUAUCGAAGUCCAAGCGAGCACGGCUAACUGAACGAAGCUCAGUCUCAUCUACUGAAUCGUCAUCUUUGGAAGAAAGUGAAGAGGAACGAAAAGACAAGUCAUUCAAAAUCGGAGGAUAUAGCGAGAAGCGAAGGCAUGAUAUUCGAAGGGCUAGAAACAAGAAGAAGCAACGACGACGGGCGAGGCGUUUGCUCGGCGUGGAAUCGGAAUCCGAGUCAGAUGAAAGUUUGGAUUCUUACUAUAAGGUUAAGCUGGAAAUGCCGAAAUAUUCUUUUUCUGUCCAUUAUGGCAGGAUCGAAGCGGCUCCCAUAAAAUGUGGAGUUAAGGAUAUCGAGGUUCCACGGUGGCGGAAGCUUCCACAAAGGGAAGUUGACGAGUUGACGGAUCACCAAACGCCUUCCGAGUGCUGUAGAUCAGAACGACUGGAAAACCUGAUCGCGAAAAGACAUUUACGCCUUGCAAACCAAGAAAGGCUAUACUUUGAGGGAAAGCGCCAGGAGAUGCCAUCAAUAGAUUCCGAUGAUGCCUCUGACGCUGAGGGAGUAGAUCUAUCUUCCUUGUUAGUAUGUUCACUAACAGAGUCUGAGCGUGCCCAGUAUGACCGAUUUGGGCAGAUUCUUACCGGACGAGAGCCUAUACAACGGCCUCGGUAA
This is a messenger RNA of Cooperia oncophora, 1350 nucleotides long. The record is from the annotation of a GenBank genome assembly. Lineage: Eukaryota; Metazoa; Nematoda; Chromadorea; Rhabditida; Trichostrongylidae.